AUGGAGCAAGAAACAACAAAAAUUCUGAGUCCAUUAUUCAAUGACAUGGUUUGGCUGAAUAGAGCGUACUUGAUAUUGAAGGGACAAGGUUUACAAGAAAGCGAAGGACGUUUUAAAACUCUAGUUUUGAUAUUGAAUGGACGAAUUAAGCAUUCGUUGAAGCUUUCAUUCGAUGCUGGGAUUUUACGUACCACCAAAAUCUUCAGCUAUAUACUUGAGUUGGACGCUUUAAUCAGGGAAGUAAUGGAACUGCCCCGCACUCCAUCCCUGGACCACUUCCAGUCGUUUGCUAAAGGCAUCUUAUUCCGCAACAUUGGCGACACAUUUCUUCUCCUUCACCAUAUAGAGAAAGGAAAUAGGAUGUACGAGGAGUUGGCAUUUGUCAGUUAUUCAAUCGCAUACGAUAUUUUUUACAAAGCAUCACCUGUCUCAUCUCUGCUUGCUGCUAUCUUUGUACUUGAAACGUUUGUACUGCGUACACUACUCCAGCAUUUCAAUAGGGUCAAGUUAUCCAAUUCGACGACACAAUUGGUUGGAGAACGUUUGUAUGCUGCAUGUAGCGGUGUUACCACAUCUCGUUCUAAAUCAUUCAUGAUUUCAAUAAAUUCGGUGCCAAGCACUCAUGAAACACAUCAUAUAGAACAGAACAAAAUCAGCAGAUUGAUCAAUUUAGCUGAUAAAAACGAUUUUUUGAUUAACUUAUUAUGGCUAUUAGCUUACAACGGCGAUAUGCGUGAUAACGCUUCCUUCUUGGAUCUUUUCCUGAAAAAUAUACCUGCCGAGACUUCUGGUGAUGAUCUGCAAUCAUUUACUUUGUCGUCAUUUUGCAAAAUUGAUGCAAAAGUGCUGUUGUUAGGAGCGGCAAAGUGGUCUGAGCUGUGCACAUCUCAUGUGCAAAAAUAUGGUAUUUCCAGUUUAAGUAUUCUGCCGCCAUUAGCAUUUGCGCAACCUAAUUUUAUUGUGCUUAAUUUCUGGAAGCUGUUAUUGUCUUUCAAUAAGGAAUCACGGAUUAGUCAUUCAAGUCAACUGUGCUCUGAGAAUAGAAUAAUAAUAGCAGCUUUGGAAGCGUCUAGACUACGUGGUGAGAUUCCUGAUGUGCGUAUUGUUGAUUAUGUUCGUAAAUGGCUUGUUGCUAAUGGAAAUGCACUUGGUGACACGAAAGGGAAUUGGGCCAAAUUGUAUUCUCGAGUGUUUAUGGAUCUUAUCAAUGGGGCUCACUAUGCAAAUCAAGGUGUCUCAACGGAGGAUUCAUUUUUUCCACCGUUAAAUGAUUCGGAUUAUGAUAUGCUCGAUGAUGCCGAAAAAUGGUUUUCUCUUCAGAAUUCAUCUGUAUCUCAUAAUGCCGAUCUGGUUUUGGAUGAGUCCGCGGAAUCAAAGCUCGGCACUUUGCCUAGCAGUCAGACAGAAUCUAUAGAAGAUGCACCUAUUAAACCGAAGAGCCUUUUACAACGCAUAUGUACAUCAGCAAAAGCUAUGUUGCCUAGUGAUUACAAUAACUCAGUUAUCUCUUCUUCUUGUGCACCAAAAAAUGAUAGCAUUAAGGCGCUGGAGCUACUGACCAAGGAUUAUAAAACGAAGUGCAAAAACGAAGCAUCUACAAGCUUUGAAUUGAAUGAUUUAUCGUCUGUUAUUAAAAAGAACAAAGUCGAAGAGAAUUUAUAUGCAGAAAUCAUUAAAAUGCAGAACGAGCAUGCAUGGGAUGUUUGCAAGCUUGUACAAACGAUAAAUUCGUUAGAAGAAACAGUAAAGCAGUAUUCAAGGCAAUAUGCAAAUGAUUUAGCCAUUUAUACUUCAAAGGCCUACAAACAAGGUUAUAAUGAUGGAUAUUGUUCAGCUCUGCAAACAAACAGUAAUGUUGCGAACCUGAGGGAAUCUACUGAUCAACAUGCAAUUUCAUCAAUAACACAAAAAAAAGGAUUUUUAGAAGAUCAAGAUCAGAAGGCUUCGGACGUUGAAUAUUCGCAUAAUCCUGACGGAUGCGUUGGUUGUGCUUCCGAAGAAGAACAAGAUCGAUUUUUGAGGAUACUGGACAAAUUGGCUGACAACGGUGUUGUUUGA
Messenger RNA from Brugia pahangi, 2058 nucleotides. The record is from the annotation of a GenBank genome assembly. Lineage: Eukaryota; Metazoa; Nematoda; Chromadorea; Rhabditida; Onchocercidae.